UUUUUUCCAGCCGGACGUCUCUCGCUCUCGACGCUGAGGUUUUCCUUGGGCGCGGAGAGAGCCUUUUCCACCGGCGGGAUGUAAGAAAAUGUAGCUCCUGUGUGGCAGAAAAGGUAUGCGGAGAGUGUGAGUGAGAGGGCGCGAGCGAGAUGGCGCGCGAGUGUGUGAGCUUGACAAAGUGCGCCAACAUCUCGUGAGUGUGUGCUUUGGAAAAUAGAGACGGGGCGAGGAAGUGAGCGCAAUCCAUUAAAAAAGAAUGGGAGGAAAAAAUUGGCGGUGUGUGCGUGCGUGUCUCUGGGAAUAAAAAUGCGCUCCGUUUUCGGCGGCAGCACCGGUUGUCUCGCUCGCACUCGCGGCCAUGUGACCAAAAAACUGAUAAGUGUGAUUCUUUUUCAAAAGUUCUUCUUUUUUAUCCACUCAUCCCACCACCGGUGCGCGCACACAUGCUCACAUGCCCGUAUCCGGGGAAGCUUUGGUGGUGUUGGGCGAAAAAAUCGCGCCGAAGAGGUUAUGCCUGUGUUACGAUUAAUUGUGUAAAAAUUGUUCGGCUGUGUGCAUGUCGGCUCUGGCAAGGGGGAUUCUCUUGCUCGCUCACUCCUGUUCGCUCCCCCGUGAAUUUUUUUCACUCCUCACACACACGAGGCAACACUCUUAAAACAUACAAAACGACGCAAGAUCUCGCCUAACAAACUUUGAGGACCAAAACUUUUUCUAAACCAGUCGAGUUUUUGCUUCGCAAUGAUCAGCACACGUCUGCAGUGCGUUUUUUCACAGUCACCGUACUGCUAGCCAUUGUGAGAUUUGGUGUUGAUUGUUUUUAUCGGCUACGGGGGACUACCUGUGCCUCAUCCCACCACUGUUGAGUGCCGAAGACGCUCUGGGACACACCGUGCCGCACACACGAGAAAAAACUUUCAAGUUCUCGCGCGAUUUCGACAAGUGGAUCUUGCCAUCAGUGACUAUUUGAAUUCUCUGCUGGCAACAGACCACGCUCGCAAGCACAGAACAGUCGCACAAGAAUAUAUCCUAGUGACCGACAAAUGGGAGUGUGUUCCGCGCGUUCGACUUGCCAUUCUUGUUGCAUCAGCACGGCCAACUAGAUUGCCCGGGUUUUUUGGUCUGGUGUGAAGUGUGAGCGCGGAAGUCGAGUGCCUUGGUCCUGUUGCUCUCCUAUGUGCCUUCGCCGGGACUUGGAUCGCGCCAUUGAUAGUUGCGGGCGACUGAGUGUGUGAUCUUGAGUGGUGUCCUGAGGAUUCCGCUGGGCGCGAGGAACACCCUGGAGGGGCGCGCGAUUGAGUACCGGCCCGGCGGUGGGCUGGACUACCACAACUCACCCCUGAUGGCGGAGAUACCAGCGGGUGACUACAGUCACAUCCAUCGCUCGAUCGAUCAGCUGCGAUCCAUGAACGAGCGCGGCGUGCUCGGGCCACUCGGUGCUCUCACGUCCACGGACCUGCGGGCCAGCCUCGUGCACGACUACAAGCCCUUCAAUGUGAGCGACCUGCGGACGCCGGACCGCCUCGACUACGGUGCCAAGGUGAUAGACGGGCGCAGCGGCAGCCAGAAUGGCGGGAGCGCCCCCGCCGACGGGGCGUCCAACCACGGCGAUCCCACCGACAUGAGACACCCCGGGAACGCCGAGCAGCCGGACCAGAAGCCCUACAGCACCCCGUCGACGCCGCCGACCCCCCUCUCCAUCUCCGACGCCCAGAUGCAGGAGUCCAAGAUCUUCAGCUCCAAGGCGGACCUGCAGCUGCACACGCAGAUUCACAUGCGUGAGGCGAAGCCGUACAAGUGCUCGCAGUGCUCGAAGGCGUUCGCCAACUCGAGCUACUUGUCCCAGCACACCCGCAUCCACCUGGGCAUCAAGCCGUACCGCUGCGAGAUCUGCCAGCGCAAGUUCACGCAGCUCUCGCACCUGCAGCAGCACAUCCGGACGCACACGGGCGACAAGCCGUACAAGUGCCGCCACCCGGGCUGCCAGAAGGCCUUCUCGCAGCUCAGCAACCUGCAGUCGCACUCGCGCUGCCACCAGACGGACAAGCCCUACAAGUGCAACUCCUGCUACAAGUGCUUCUCGGACGAGCCGUCGCUGCUGGAGCACAUCCCCAAGCACAAGGAGUCCAAGCACCUCAAGACCCACAUCUGCCAGUACUGCGGCAAGUCCUACACGCAGGAGACCUACCUCUCCAAGCACAUGCAGAAGCAUGCCGAGCGGACGGACAAGCGGCCGCCGAUCGCGGGCCUGGCGAGCCUGGGCCUCAACCGCAACCUGGCCUCCGCCAUGUCCAACACACCGCUCACCGUGGCCGCCACGGCCACAGACCACCCGUACUGGCCGAAGGUGAGCCCCGACUCGGCGGCCAGUCUGGCCGAGGCGAUGCAGCAGCAACAGCAGAACCAGUACGACUUUGCCAUGCAGCACGCGGCGGCGAGCGGCGCCGGCGACCACCUGCACCAUCGGGCGCUACUGGAGCACCACAGGAGCCUCAAUGGGACCACCGAGGACGGGGAGGAUCUCGUGAUAGCCAGCCGCCAGGGCGCCGCCAAUCUCGCCACGAGCGGCAGCAGUGGCGGAAGCCACAUUGCCCAGAACCCACCCGCCGCCUCCACGCCAUCCGCGGCGCCCGCCAGCUACGACGUCAAGACGACCAGCAAUUCCGCCUUCACGCCCAUCAACUCCAUGACGCCGCACCUCAACUCGCUGGGCCACCACCAUCAGCUGGCGCAGCGCCCGUACAUAUACGACGCCAUCAGCUUCCAGAACAAGAACGUGAACCAGAACGCGGGCGCCUCCUUCCCCAACCAGCUCAUCUCGCUGCACCAGAUCCGCAACUACGCGCACCAGCCCGGCGGCCCGGCCGGCCUGAUGAGCGGCGAGCACUUGCUGGGCAUUGGCGUGGGCGUGGGCAAGGACAAGGGCCAGUAG
Messenger RNA from Phlebotomus argentipes, 2929 nucleotides. Its product is annotated as zinc finger protein rotund-like. Gene Ontology annotation, biological process: regulation of transcription by RNA polymerase II. NCBI's taxonomy places the organism in Eukaryota, Metazoa, Arthropoda, Insecta, Diptera, Psychodidae. Bases 1340 to 2929 code for a protein of 529 amino acids. The record is from RefSeq and is a predicted model, not a curated record. Gene Ontology annotation, cellular component: nucleus. Gene Ontology annotation, molecular function: RNA polymerase II cis-regulatory region sequence-specific DNA binding; DNA-binding transcription activator activity, RNA polymerase II-specific. The transcript has 2 exons.